UGUCGCCGCCCUUCUGGAUUCCGAAGAAUUUUCAACGCCUCUGGAAAACACGGCGUUGACGUCUUGCUUGCCCGGAGAUCGAAAUCUCCGCUGCAUAAAACCCUAACACCGCCGCUCCCUCCCUCCGCAACCAUCAUGGCAUCCAUCUACAACUGCAAAGAGUGCGAAACAAACCUAAACCUCCACACCAUUCACCUCUACCCUCCCGAUUUCUACUUCGAGGCCGGCAACAAAGGCACCCUCUCAUUCUCCGCCCUCGAUUCCUCCAAAUUCCGCUUCGAAAAGGAGGAUAAGAUCAUCCCCUUCUUCGAGACCAUCAACUACUGGGGGAUCCAGAGGAAGCGGACCAAGAUCAAGUGCGUCAACUGCGGGAAGCUCGUCGGAUAUGUCUACGACGACGGCCCGCCCAUGACUGACAGUCCGGGCCAGUUUCACUUCGGGCCUAGCCAGGUCAUUCCCAGGGCUCCGAGGUAUAGGUUCAAGAACAAGGCUUUGAGAAUCACUUCUGAGACUUGAAACUUUUUCUUGUUUGUGGAGUAUUUUGCAAUUAUUUUGUACAAAUUCUUGUGUUGCAGCUCAACUUUUUCUUUUAUUUAUCUGUAGCUUGUAAAGUGUUUUGUUUUUUCAAAUCAAUUUUUGCCAUCUUUUAGCUGCUUUAUGUAUCAUCCUUAUAAAGAAACCAUAUAUUUGAUUCGUUUAAGGAAUAUUGAGUUCUUAAACAACUUUUUUUUC
This is a messenger RNA of Ipomoea triloba (trilobed morning glory), 732 nucleotides long. RefSeq lists its product as uncharacterized. The transcript has a single exon. NCBI's taxonomy places the organism in Eukaryota, Viridiplantae, Streptophyta, Magnoliopsida, Solanales, Convolvulaceae. The record is from RefSeq and is a predicted model, not a curated record. The coding region runs from base 136 to 516 and encodes 126 amino acids.